Neoarius graeffei (lesser salmon catfish) is the source of this 6059-nucleotide messenger RNA. RefSeq names its product PILR alpha associated neural protein (gene pianp). The record is from RefSeq and is a predicted model, not a curated record. Lineage: Eukaryota; Metazoa; Chordata; Actinopteri; Siluriformes; Ariidae. Gene Ontology annotation, cellular component: membrane. The coding region runs from base 875 to 1462 and encodes 195 amino acids. The transcript is spliced from 6 exons. Gene Ontology annotation, biological process: regulation of immune response.
AUUAAUGGAUAUCGAUUUUUUUUUUCUGCCUCUACCCGUUUUAUUUAUCCUGUCUGUCGUCUUCAAAUGAAUGAAAUACCUUUCUCUGCUAGAAUAUGGAAAAAAUAGUUUUUUUUGUUGUUGUUGUUUUGUUUCUGACUUCAAAAUCCAUUCCAUGUUCCUCCCCUGUUCUGUUUAACUGAACCAGUUAAAAAGCAUAAUUAGCAUUUAAAUCUGUCUUUUACAGGAACAAGCACCUCUCUCUCUCUCUCCCUCUCACACUGACUCCCUCUCUUUCUCUCUCUCACCCUCUUUCUCUCUCUCUCUCUCUCUCUGUCUAAUACUCUUUCUCAUGUUAUCUCUCUCUCUCUCUCUCUCACAUCCUCCAGCACUCUUUCUCUCAAGCUGCCUCUCCCAUGCUCGCGCUCUCUCUCUCUCUCUCUCUCUCCAUGUCUCUGUCGCUAAGGCAACCAAUGCUUUUUCUCACUCUGACACACUCUGGCUCUCUCCCACUCCCUCCAUCAGCAGCGAGCGGUAAGCAUGUGGACUGAUGGCUGUCUACACACUGGUGAUCUGCAUGCAUUUGUGUACAUGAGUGUGUGUGUGUGUGUGUGAGAUUGUGUGUGCGUGUGAGAGAGAGAGAGAGAGAGUUUCUCUGUUUCACAUGUAGGAGUGUAUCAAGGUGUCAUCAGAUCUGAAUUCAGUUGUUGAGUUAUUACCUGAGUCAGGAAUUGGAUUAAAGCAUUGGACGUGUCUACAGCAGCAGCGUCGUUCCCCCUCCAGCCAUCUGUUUACGAUCUUUCAGUAAGUGUCAGGAGCCCGGCGCUCCCGCUCUCACCGUCUCCCUGUUUCAAGAGAUGAUCGUAGGAGCAAAGUACCAGUGAAAAGAGAAGCGAUGGAGAGAUGCUCCAUCUCUGGACUCACUGCUCUCUUGCGCCUCCUGCUGGUUGCCGUCAUCAUUUGCCUCCCUCUUUGCCGCGCGGGCAACGAACCUGCUGACAUGCAGCUGUCUGCCUCACCCCAGGCCACGCCCACUCCGCUCUGGGCAGUCGACUGGGGUCCCACGCAGCCACUGGAGGACGAGACGCAUCACUUCCUGUCUAGUCAGGAAGCCGAGGGCGUGAAGCAGGCCACGCCUGAGGUGUGGCCUCGUCGCAGGAACGCCCAAGCGAACCAAACCCAACAACAGCCACUGUCCAUCGAAGCCAAGGACGCAGCAGAGGAGCCAGAACAAGAGGCGGAGGAGCGUGAGAUUGAAGAAGUGGAUCCUCAGUUUUACGUGACCGUGACUAUCUCAUCCCUCCUGAUUCUCUCUGCACUCAUCAUUUCAGCCAAACUCUGUUAUGACCGCAGCCUCUCUCAGCGUCCUCCCCCUCUCUCCCUUGCCAUCCCUCGUUCCAUGGCCCAAGAGGAUAGCAGGCAAACACUUCAGAGCACCCCAUCGUUCCCUGACAGAGAAAGACUUCCUGUGGUCAAUCUUUGAAGAGCUGACUGUGCCAGCUUGCUAAUCACGUCCUCUGGGCAUGGAAUGUGGGGGGAAAAACAACAUGGGUAAAUACGAGAACAAACGUAAGAACAUGCAAAACUGUAUGAAGAUGGAUACAUGAAAGAGAAUAUGUGUGGAUGGAUAAAGCUCUGAAGAUCGGGGCUGUAUAUAUAUGGAAUGGAGGCCGUACGUUCUUUCAAGCCGGAGGUUCAGGCUCUCUUCUUCAGCCAUUUUGAAACUUUUUUAGGGGUGUUCUUUUGCCGUCACAGUUCUAGUGUUCCAUGUCUGUACUUAUUGCAGCCAUUCCCGAAAGCUUAAUGAAUACUACCUGCUUGCUGAUCUGUAACGUCGUAUUUAUUAUCGGUUUACGAUCUGGUUUCUUCCUCGUCCCGUUUAGUGACUUCUCUUCUCUCGCACAGACCUGUUGUUGCAGUUCUGAUGCCCUGUGUAGAAUUUAUUAAGGUUCGAAGAAUGACUGCAUUUUGUGCCAAGUGUGUUAAAUGUAGCCUAUUUUCUCUGGCUCUGUAUUUUGACUGUUCUGUUUUAUAUGGCUCUCAACUCUUGGCAACAGCGACGUGCUGAUGUUUACAACCAUAAAGCCCAUCAACCUCACACUAGAAAUCCUUUUCUAUCCAAAACACGCCGAUGAUGAUGCGUUUCUCGUUCAUGUUUACAGAAUUGCGGAUGGACAUUGAGGAAUGUAUUAUGAUGAGUUUCUAUAACGGCAGUGUAUACGCCACCGUCAUCAGCGUCUCAGCUGCCAGAGAAACACCACAUAGUGGUUCAAAGGUUCAAACUCAACUUCCUGAUGAUGGAGUAUUGCGAUUCAGGAUCGACUCGAGAAUCCAGAAGUUAUAUCUGUGUCCCGAACGCCUUGCGUAAGGUGUGUGAAGGUCAGAGAUGCUUUUACAGAGAGAUUUUGACUUUCAGAAGUCAUGAAUACACACUGUACGGCUUUAGAAAUGUUGUAAUUUGGUGAAACUCCAUAAUGCAUGAUUAAAUUGCCUGUCCACGUGGUGUGAAUGAAAUGCCAUGACGUGAGUGCUUACACUGUAACUGAAACAUAGCCACUAUGGACACGUGUCUGUUGAAAAGAGUCAAAUUGUUCGGUGUUUAUGCAUAGUGCAUGCCGCUCACACACUUAACCGCAGCCGUUACAACACCAGCUAGCACCUGACAGUGUUCUUCUCGUUCAACCUGGUCAGUUAAGGUGACAAGGAAAUAAAUAUCUACUAGAUGUUUUGUGAGACUUCUCGCACUGCAAGACAAACAACCAUGUCGUGGAUUCAUGCAGUCAUAGAACAGCUCAAUGGGAGAUCAGCGGGCAGUUAAUCAGGCGUUAGCAUACACCAUACCUCAAAAGAACGAACGUACAGUCAAGCCGGAAAGUCUGUACGCCCCUUUCACCUUCUCCACGUUUUAUUACGUUAUAGACUUAUUCUACAAUAGAUUGAGUUCGCUUUUUGCCACAAAAUGGCCCAUAAUGACAAAGUAAGUUUUUAGAAAAUAUGCAAUUUUAUUUUACUGACAAAAAUAGGUUAUUUAGGGGUUACAUAUCUGUACACACCCUUCUCCUAAUACUUGGUUGAUGCACCUUUGGCGGCAGCACUUACAGCUUCAAGGCGUCUUGGGAAAGAAGCUCCGAGCUUGGCCCACUUGUUUCUGGACAUUUUUGCCCAUUCCUCUUGGCAUAUCCUUGCAAGCUCUGUCAGGUUGGAUGGGGAGCAUCGGUACACAGCCAUUUUCAGCUCCUUCCACAGAUGUUCAAUUGGAUUCAGGUCUGGGCUCUGGCUGGGCCACUCAAGGACAUUCACAGACUUUCUCUGAAGCCACUCCUUUGUUCUCUUGACUGUGUGCUUCAGGUCAUUGUCAUGUUGGAAGGUAAACCUUCACCCCAGUCUGAGGUCCAGAGCGCUCUGGAGCAGGUUUUCUUCAAGGAUCUUUCCCUCUAUCAGGACUAGUUGCCCCAUUCCCGCUGCUGAAAAUCAACCCCACAUCAUGAUGCUGCCACCGCCAUGCUUCACUGUAGGGAUGGCAUUAGCCAGGUGAUGAGCGGUGCCUGGUUUCCAUAGCUGCCAACAUUCCGAAAUUGUAAAUAGUAAUACAAGGUUGGGUACUGAGUCUUGGUGGGGGGUCGGGGGGGGCGAAGCCCCCUGCCACCAAAGCUUUCUAGCAAAACUACCCUGAAAAAUCACACUAAAACAACAUAGUUUGACAAAAUUUAUUCUCCAAACUAAACUAUCAUCUUACAUUAAUUUGCAAAGUUCUUUUCAACAAUGUCUGAAAAUAGUCAGUGAAUCAGGCAAAAACUUCAAACAAUGCAAUUGGCACAUAUAACUUUUAACAAAGUACACAUUAGAGAAAUAGACUAGAGCUUACUCAGUCAACAGUUGAUGUUAUUGCACCACAUAAACUUGAACUCGAAGUGGCCACCCAUUUCGUUAGUUUUGCAGUCUUUGAAAUAUUGUCCGUGCUUUCCUUGUGAAGGGAGGUUUUCACGUGUUACGAUAUCAGAACGCCCGCCAUGACUGAUAGAAAUGUCUCGCCGACAUGGAGCACAAAACGCGUAGUGAUCGCCCUUACUUGACUUAGAAAUGAAGGGAAACUCCUCUAGGUACGAGUCCUUGAAGCGCUGGCCUUUCCCCUUAGCCAUGCUUUCUUUAGAGAUUAGUACUACGCUACAUCUUCAUAACAAAAGCUUGAAACGCCAUGCUUUGUUCAGAAACUUCGUGAACAAAGGCCAGACGAUAGCGUGCCAUGGAUGAUCUAAUAGCAUCAUUGAUUGGCUGAGAGAACAAGCAAUAGCCAAUGAAAUUUGGCGUAGUAUCUGCCGCUUGGAACGAAGCGGUGUUUUAUCAAAUACGAAUCCCACCGGUGAUAGACUUUGAAAAUGACCCAUGAAAAUUGGCAAAUUCGUAUUUUCGUAAUCAAAACGACAAAUCGUAAUAAAUACGAUUUAUUCGUAGUAGUUGGCAGCUAUGGGUUUCCUCCAGACGUGACGCUUGGUGUUCAGGCCAAAAAGUUCAAUUUUGGUUUUAUCAGAGCAGAGAAUCUUGUUUCUCAUAGUUUGAGAGCCCUCUAGGUGCCUUUUGCCAACCUCCAAGCAGGCGAUCAUGUGCCAACUAAGGAGUGGCUUCCGUCUGGCCACUCUACCAUAAAGGCCUGAUUUUGUGGAGUGCUGCCUGGAUGGUUGAUCUUCUGAAAGGUUCUCCCAUCUCCACAAGGAUACGCUGGAGCUCUGUCAGAGUGACCCUCAGGUUCCUGCUCACCUCCCUGGCCAAGGCUUGUCUUCCCCGAUCACUCAGUUUGGCCAGGCGGCCAGGUCUAGGGAGAUUCUUGGUGGUUCCAAACUUCUUCCACUUACGAAUGAUGGUGGCCACUGUGCUCUUUGGGACCUGUAAAGCUGCAGCAAUUUUUCUGUACCCUUCUCCAGAUCUAUGCCUUGAUACAAUCCUGUUUCUGAGGUCUGCAGAUAAUUCCUUUGACCCCAUGGCUUGGAGUUUGCUCGAACAUGCAUUGUCAACUGUGUUGUCAACAAGUGUUGGCAAUCCCCAAUCAUGUCCCAUCAGAUAGAUUAGAUUAGAUUAGAUGAUUAGAUAAAACUUUAUUGAUCCCUUUGGGAGGGUUCCCUCAGGGAAAUUAAGAUUCCAGCAGCAUCAUUACAGAUAAACAGAGAAAAGAAAUAGAGGAAAACUUCUAGAUAAAUUAAAAUAAAUUAUUUACAUAUAAAAAGAAUAAGAUAUGGGGAAGGAGGAGAAAAAGGGGGGGUGGCGGCAGGAGAGAUAUUGCACUUUAUAUUGCACAUUGUCCGGUAUUGCUUAUUGUUAGGCUAGGCUACUGCUCCUUCCCGUCCUCUGUCCUCCUGUUCCCCCUCCUCCCCCCCAGAGAGGAGUUGUACAGUCUGAUGGCGUGAGGGACAAAGGAGUUUUUGAGUCUGUUCGUCCUGCACUUGGGAAGGAGCAUUCUGUCACUGAACAGGCUCCUCUGGUUGCUGAUGACGGUGUGCAGAGGGUGACUGGCAUCGUCCAUGAUGUUCAAUAGUUUGUCCGGAGACCUCUUCUCUUCCACCAUCACCAGAGAGUCCAGCUUCAUGCCGACCACAGAGCUGGCCCGCCUGAUCAGUUUGUCCAGCCUGGAUGUGUCCUUCUUGGAUGUGCUGCCCCCCCAGCACACCACGGUGUGAAACAGGACACUGGCGACCACAGACUGAUAGAACAUCCACAGGAGUUUCCUGCAGAUGUUAAAGGACCGCAGCCUCCUCAGGAAGUACAGCCUGCUCUGUCCCUUCCUGUAUAAGUGUUUGGUGUUGCAAGUCCAGUCCAGCUUGCUGUCCAGCCACAGCCUGAGGUACUUGUAGGAAUCCACAGCCGCCUCCAAUUGAAUUUACCAUGGGUGGACUCCAAUUAAGUUGUCGAAACAGCUCAAGCAGUAUCAGUGGAAACAAAAUGCCCCUCAGCUCACUUUUGGGCGUCAUAUCAAAGGGUGUGCACACUUGUGUACAUAUAUUUUACAUUUUGAUUUUUAAUAAAUUAGCACAAAUGUCUAAAAACCUGCUUUCACUUUGUCAUUAUGGGCUAUUUUGUGUAGAAUUUUG